AUGCUUGCUUCGAUCGAAGCUAGGCUCAAGAUAUGCCGUUCGGAAUAUACCCUAUAUCCCGAAUAUCCGGGAUAUCCAGGAAAUUUAUAUCCUGAUCGGGAUAUUUCUGCAAAACAUUUUGGAAAAAAUCAUUACCGCAAAAAUCGACAAACUCAUCAAAAUCUAAUCACAAAUUUAGCUAACAAUGGAAUUAUUAAAGAUGAGAAUAUUAAGGAAGUUAUGUUGAAAGUAGAUCGAGGUGAUUUUAUUGAUUCAAAUCCUUAUAUGGAUUCACCACAAUCGAUUGGAUCGUCUGUAACGAUUAGUGCUCCACAUAUGCACGCAUAUGCCCUCGGUAUGUUAAAAGAUAAACUUGUACCCGGUGCAAAAGUUUUGGAUGUUGGAAGUGGAAGUGGAUAUUUGACAGCGUGUUUGGGUUUGAUGGUACAAGGUACGGAUAACAAUGGACGAGUGGGCAAGGCAGUGGGUAUUGAACAUAUACCAGAUUUAGUUAAAAAAUCCGUAGAUAAUAUAGAAAAACAUCAUAAACAAUUACUAAGAGAUAAAGUUGUGGAAAUUGUUGAAGGUGAUGGACGAAAAGGUUAUGAGAAGGAAGGUCCCUAUGAUGCAAUUCAUGUUGGAGCAGCUGCUCCCGAUACUCCUCAGGAAUUAAUUAAUCAAUUGAGUAUUGGUGGUCGGCUGGUGGUUCCAGUGGGAGGUUAUAGUCAAGAGAUGAUGGUGUAUGAUAAACAAGAAGGAGGAAAAAUAAAAUCGCAUUCAGCUAUGGGUGUUAUGUAUGUACCAUUGACCGAUAAAGAAGCACAACUAGACGUAUUCGUCGAGGAAAGUGUAAACAUGUUAUCGAAACGUCUUCUAACAUAUAUUGCUACUAUUCCAUCUCGCCAGCUUCACACAACAUCCUCGUUAUUUCAGCAACAACAAACGGCGACUAAAUCUGCCUCUUCUGCCGAUGCUCAAAUUUAUCAGAAAACGCGGAAAAACCUCUAUAUCAACGAACAAACACGUGUGAUUUGUCAAGGUUUUACCGGAAAACAAGGAACAUUUCAUAGUCAACAAGCACUCGAUUAUGGAACUAAAGUAGUCGGUGGUGUAUCACCAAAAAAGGCUGGUACAAAACAUUUGGGUUUACCCGUAUUUAAAAAUGUAGCUGAUGCGAUGAAAGAAACGGGUGCAACAGCCACCGUCAUCUAUGUACCACCGCCUGGAGCUGCUGAAGCGAUUCUAGAAGCAAUUGACGCUGCAAUACCAUUGAUUGUAUGUAUUACCGAGGGUAUUCCACAACAUGAUAUGGUCAAAGUAAAACAUCAGUUAAUUCGACAGGAUAAAUCGAGAUUAGUUGGACCCAAUUGUCCAGGAGUUAUUGCUCCUGGUAAAUGUAAAAUCGGUAUAAUGCCUGGUCAUAUUCAUCGUCCUGGUCAUGUUGGUAUUGUCUCUCGUAGUGGUACUCUAACAUACGAAGCUGUCCAUCAAACGACUCUGGUUGGUCUCGGACAAUCUCUGUGUGUUGGUAUCGGUGGUGAUCCUUUUAAUGGUACAGAUUUCAUCGAUUGUCUUGAGUUGUUCAUCAAAGAUCAACAAACACAAGGCAUUAUUUUAAUCGGUGAAAUUGGUGGUAAUGCUGAAGAGGCAGCCGCCGAUUACUUAUUACAUCACAACAAUGGAAUUCAUGCUAAACCUGUUGUAGCAUUCAUCGCCGGUGUUACGGCGCCACCUGGCCGUCGUAUGGGACAUGCUGGUGCAAUAAUUUCUGGGAAAUCAGGUGGAGCUGAUGGUAAGAUUAGUGCGUUGAAAGAAGCAGGUGUUACAGUGAGUAAUUCACCAGCGAAAAUGGGACAUUUAAUGUAUAAAUUAAUGAAAAAUGAAGAUUUUCCGAUGAGCAAACAAGAUUCACGUGCGUUGAAAGAAGCAGGUGUUACAGUGAGUAAUUCACCAGCGAAAAUGGGACAUUUAAUGUAUAAAUUAAUGAAAAAUGAAGAUUUUCCGAUGAGCAAACAAGAUUCACGAAAUCAUCGUGUUAACUUUUUUUAUCUUUUAUUCAAAGUUGUCAUGCAACAAAAUGUAAUUAUUAAUCAAACAUUACAUUCCUAUUGCAAAGAGCAGGCACAAUUUAAUGAAAUACCAAUUUUUGUCAAUUUAACACAAUGGCCAUCUGGAAUUAUUUAUUCGAAAAAUCCAUUUCCACAAUCCGGUAUAGUAGUUGAUUACGCUCGAGAUGAAGUGUGUACAAUGGAAUUAAGAGCAAAGCAGAAUCAACGUAUUCGAUUAGUGUUUUAUAGUUUUUCUGCUACUGAUGUUAACUCUUAUAAUUUAUGUGAUUCAUCGAAUUUUAAAGAUAUUUUUGAUUGGUUAUCAACAAAUAAUGCAGUUACAUUAGAAUGGUCACAUGAUUAUGAUGAUGAUUUAGAAUAUCAACAACGAUAUGAUUUCGAAUUAUUGUUUGUGACAUUUACGCAAAAGAAAAUAGGUAAAUUCAUUCAAAUAUGA
Messenger RNA from Didymodactylos carnosus, 2484 nucleotides. NCBI's taxonomy places the organism in Eukaryota, Metazoa, Rotifera, Eurotatoria, Philodinida, Philodinidae. The record is from the annotation of a GenBank genome assembly.